Molecule: messenger RNA, 2582 nt
Organism: Erinaceus europaeus (western European hedgehog)
Lineage: Eukaryota; Metazoa; Chordata; Mammalia; Eulipotyphla; Erinaceidae
Gene: IGDCC3
Product: immunoglobulin superfamily DCC subclass member 3
Exons: 10
Coding region: 12-1652 (546 amino acids)
Biological process (GO): cell-cell adhesion; axon guidance
Cellular component (GO): axon; plasma membrane
Molecular function (GO): protein binding
Source: RefSeq, a predicted model, not a curated record
UUUCUGCAGCCAUGUCGGAGUUCCACGUGCACCCCCAGGCGGCCGUGGUCGAGGAGGGAGGGGUGGCCCGCUUCCAGUGCCAGAUCCACGGGCUUCCCGAACCCCUCAUCACCUGGGAGAAGAACCAGGUCCCCAUCGACACAGCCAAUGAGAGGUAUACACUUCUCCCCAAGGGCGUUCUUCAGAUCACAGGCCUUUGCGAGGAGGACAGUGGCGUGUUCCACUGCGUGGCCUCCAACUCAGCCAGCGUGCGGGUCAGCCAUGGCGCGAGGCUCACGGUGUCCGGUUCAGGUCCCCCCACCUACAAGGAGCCGGCCAUCCUGGUGGGGCCUGAGAACCUCACGCUGACGGUGCACCAGACGGCCGUGCUGGAGUGUGUGGCCACUGGCAACCCACGCCCCAUCGUGUCCUGGAGCCGCCUGGACGGCCGCCCCAUCGGAGUGGAGGGCAUCCAGGUGCUGGGCACCGGGAACCUCAUCAUCUCGGACGUGAGUGUGCAGCACGCGGGCGUGUACGUGUGUGCGGCCAACAGGCCUGGGACGCGCGUGCGCAGGACGGCGCAGGGCCGGCUGGUGGUGCAAGCCCCCGCAGAGUUCGUGCAGCACCCCCAGUCCAUCUCCAGGCCGGCGGGGACCACGGCCAUGUUCACCUGCCAGGUGCAGGGCGAGCCUCCCCCUCACGUCACCUGGCUGAAGAACGGGCAGGUGCUGGGGCCCAGCGCUCACGUGCGGUUGAGGAACAACAACAGCACCCUGACCAUCUCCGGCGUGGGCCCCGAGGACGAGGCCAUCUACCAGUGCGUGGCCGAGAACAGCGCGGGGUCCUCACAGGCCAGCGCCCGGCUGACCGUGCUGUGGGCGGAGGGGCUGCCCGGGCCGCCGCAGGACGUGCGCGCGUGCUCCGUGUCGCCCACCGAGGUCCGCGUGUCGUGGGCGCAGCCACGGGCGCCCAUCCAGGACAUCGUGGGCUACGUGCUGCACAUCCGGAAGGCGGCCGACCCGCCUGAGCUCGAGUACCAGGAAGCACUCAGCAAGAGCACCCUCCAGCACCUGGUGAGCGACCUGGAGCCCUUCACGGCCUACAGCUUCUACAUCGAGGCCUACACGGCGCAGGGGCCCGGCCUGGCCUCGGCUCCCGUGCUGGCCAGCACCCUGGGCGAAGCCCCAGCAGCUCCCCCGCUGUCGGUGCGCAGCCUGGGCAGCUCCACCGUGCAGCUGCUGUGGGAGGCCUGGCCGCGCCUGGCCCAGCUCCGAGGCGGCUUCAAGCUCUUCUACCGGCCGGCCAGCGCCCCCUUUUUCUCCGGGCCCGUCCUGCUGCCUGGCACCUCCUCCUCCUACAACCUCAGCCGGCUGGACCCUGGCGCCGUGUACGAGCUCAGGCUGCUGGCCUACAACCAGCUGGGCGAGGGCAACGCCACUGUCCGCUUCGUGUCCCUGCGGGGAGCCUCCGAGAGGGCAGAGAGGGGAGAGCAACACACCUGGCUCUGCACAAAGGCCCUGGGUGUCAGAGCCCUGGCACCACAUGGGAGCACCGCGGGCAGCGCUGGGGGAGCUCAUGGCAGUGGAGCCAUGCUGUGGUGUCUCUUCUCUUUCUGUCUCUUGCUCUCUCUAAAGAGAGAAAUUAGCAAGUCAUACAGUAGUUUUGCGGGUUAAGCGCACCUGGUGCAAAGCACAAGGACUGGCCUAAGGAUCCCGGUUCGAGCCCCCGGCUCCCCACCUGCAGGGGAGUCGCUUCACAGGCAGUGAAGCAGGUCUGCAGGUGUCUGUCUUUCUCUCCCCCUCUCUGUCUUCCCCUCCUCUCUCCAUUUCUCUCUGUCCUAUCCAACACCGACAACAUCAAUAACAACAACAAUAAUAACUACAAUAAAAAAAAAAGAAGGCAACAAAAGGGAAUAAAUAUAAAAAAAAAAAAAGAGAGAGAUUAAAAGUUGUCCCAAGGAAGCUGCUCAGUAGUGGCGUCCUGUAUGUGAGAGGCCCUGGGUUCCUUCCCCAGGGCUCCAUGAUAAAAUUAAACAAGAGCUGAGACAAGAGGAAAAUGGGGGUUGGGGAGACACAUAGAGAUUAUGCAAAAGGAUUUCAAGCCUGAGGCUCCAAGGAUCCAGGUUCAGUCCCCUGCACCACCAUCAGCCAGAGCUGAGCAGGGCUCCAGGCUCUCUGGACUUCUCUUCCUCUCUCAUUAAAGUAUUUCUUAAAAAAGAUAAAAUGGACUGUCUUUAGAAUUUUUAAUUUCUUUAUUUGUCAUUUAUUGGAUACAGAAAGAAGUCAAGAGGGAGCAGUCUGGGAGGUGGUGCAGUGGGAAAGGGUUGGACUCUCAAGCACGAGGUCCUGAGUUCAAUCCCUGGCAGCACAUGGACCAGAGUGAUGUCUGGUCCUUUCUCUCUCUCCUCCUACCUUUUUAAAAAAUCUUUUAUUUAUUUGUUAUUGGAUAGAGACAGAGAGAAAUUGAGAGGGGAGAGAGAGAGAGGGAGAAAGUCAGAGAGACGCCUGCACUCCUAAAGUUUCCCCCUGCAAGUGGGGGAUGAGGGGCUUGAACCUGGGUCCUUGUGCACUGUAGUGUGUGCACUCAACCAGGUGCGCCACCGC